Molecule: messenger RNA, 1296 nt
Organism: Talaromyces marneffei
Lineage: Eukaryota; Fungi; Ascomycota; Eurotiomycetes; Eurotiales; Trichocomaceae
Exons: 1
Coding region: 1-1296 (431 amino acids)
Molecular function (GO): protein binding
Source: RefSeq, a predicted model, not a curated record
AUGACGCUAUUAGAACUGCCAACUGAAUUAGUCCUGCUCAUUGCAUCCUCCCUUCCUGAGAGCGCUCUUGCCCAUUUACUACAAGUUCAUCGCUCCCUGUAUAAAGUCCUCCUUCCAAGCCUCUACCAGCGCCAUGUACGAGACAAUAGACUACAACUAGGGCUUUUCUGGUCCGUUGCCACAGGUAACGAAGCAGCCGUCAACCAUUUUCUUCAUUACGGGGCAAACGUCAACGCCUGCAUUGGCAUAAUUCCAAUUCGCCGGGCAAGUAUCUCUUUCCAGCCGUGGUUCAGCGUGCAGACACCGCUGAGCAUAGCAGCAAAUAUAGGAAACAACAUGAUAGUCGACCUACUGCUGAAGCAUGGGGCCAAUGUUGAUGGAUUUCCUUCUCCUGGCUGGGGCACAACCCAACCAGCCGUUUUAGAUGCGCUGUUAUCGGGCCACGAGAGCACAGUCCGGCUUUUAUUAAUGCAUAAAUCUCCCAUACAGAAGCCUAACAUGGAGCUCGGUGGCUUGGUAAACUGCGCAAUUGCCAAGGGAGAGAUAUCUCUCCUCAAAUUAUUAGUCGAGUUUGGAGCAGAUCUCAACAUUCCCUGGCAGGGGGCAUAUCCUUUAAACAGAUCUGUAUCGUCUCCCAAGCUCUCAACGGAGAUAGUUCGGUUCCUGUUGGACAAUGGCGCAGAUAUAGGUUUAACGAAUGGUAAUCCUGGCAUCCUCUUAGACCAAGCGAUCCACGGCACAAUUGGUACCCUUCGUCUAUUGCUUGACCGUGGAGUGACCUAUCCGCCGGAUAGAUUUGAGCAAUGGUUUGAGACAUGGGUUGGUAGGUGCACGCUCGAGACCGUACAUCUGUUUCUCGAAUAUGGCUAUGCGCCGAAUCUGGAGACGCUGUCGAUUGUGGUAAGGGCUCAGCGGGGGGACAUCUUGCAGCUUUUCAUUGACCGCGGUGUGGAUCUGAAUAUGAAAGGCACGAGGGGACUAACACUUCUCCACGAGGCUGUGCUUCGCUGUAUACCCCCAGAACCUCCGGUGAGAAUGGUUGGCAGGGCCGCUGUAUGUCGCCGACCAGGUAGGGAGAAUCUGGUGCGUAAAAUAGAGCCCGUUCUGCAGCGAGUCUCACCUACGUGUAUGAAUGACAAUGUCGAAGAGGACGCACCGGAGAAAAUUGUGCGCUGCCUGGUCCGCGGGGGUGCAGACCUCAAUGCGCUGGAUGCUAAUGGGCGCACGCCGCUAGCUCUCGCCAGAGAAUUUCAUCUAGCGAUACAGCAGAUACUUAUCGAUGGUGAAGGUAUAUAA